Molecule: messenger RNA, 4703 nt
Organism: Salvelinus namaycush (lake trout)
Lineage: Eukaryota; Metazoa; Chordata; Actinopteri; Salmoniformes; Salmonidae
Gene: fech
Product: ferrochelatase
Exons: 11
Coding region: 192-1433 (413 amino acids)
Biological process (GO): heme biosynthetic process
Molecular function (GO): protoporphyrin ferrochelatase activity
Source: RefSeq, a predicted model, not a curated record
AAACACACAUGACAAGUGCUGUUAGUGUGCUUUCUGUCAGUGUCAGUCCUCGGGUGUAGAGGCUGGAAGGAAUUUAGCUAGCGACCACGCAAUUUGUUAUAUGGACAAAAAGGACCCGCUGACUGGAUCAAAUCACUCCUAGAAGUACAGGAAUCCAUCAUUUAAUCGUGUGAAAGGGACGCUAAGGAAACAUGAUGUCUGUAUUGGGAAGAGCGAGUCGGCUCAUUCAAUUUGCCAAGUGCAGUAACGCCAUAAACCUGUGUGUUACGACAUCUCUCAGAAGACAGUCUAGUAGUGCAACCGCUGCAGCCUUCGUCCAGCCAGCCUCCACAGCCACCCCAGAAGCUGUAGAAAACAGAAAGCCCAAAACGGGGAUCCUAAUGAUGAACAUGGGAGGACCUGAGAAACUGGACGAUGUUCACGAUUUCCUGCUGCGCCUUUUCUCCGACACCGAUCUGAUGAAGCUUCCUGUUCAGAAUCGACUUGGGCCGUUCAUAGCGAAGCGGCGCACCCCUAAGAUCCAGGAGCAGUACAGCCGGAUCGGAGGAGGCUCCCCUAUCAAGGCCUGGACCACCAUGCAGGGAGAGGGCAUGGUCAAACUGCUGGAUGAGAUGUGUCCGGAAACAGCUCCUCAUAAAUUCUACAUAGGGUUUCGCUACGUGCAUCCUCUGACGGAGGAGGCUAUUGAGGAGAUGGAGAAGGAUGGAGUAGAGAGAGCAGUGGCUUUCACCCAGUACCCACAAUACAGCUGUUCUACAACAGGCAGCAGUCUGAACGCUAUCUAUCGAUACUACAGCAGCAGAGCAGACAGGCCUAAGAUGAGGUGGAGUGUCAUCGACCGCUGGCCCACACACCCCCUGUUGGUCGAGUGUUUCUCUCAGCAUGUCCUCAACGAGCUGCAGAAGUUUCCCCCAGAGAAGAGGGAUGAUGUGGUUAUCCUGUUCUCAGCUCACUCACUACCCUUGUCUGUGGUGAACAGGGGAGAUCCGUACCCUCAAGAGGUUGGAGCCACUGUGCAGAGAGUCAUGGAGAGACUACAGCACUGUAAUCCUUACCGCCUGGUCUGGCAGUCCAGGGUUGGUCCUAUGCCGUGGCUGGGCCCUCAGACAGAUGAUGUCAUCAAGGGUCUGUGUGAACGGGGCAAGAAGAACCUGCUGCUGGUCCCCAUCGCCUUCACCAGCGACCACAUCGAAACGCUGCAUGAACUGGACAUUGAGUACUCUCAGGUGCUGGGAGAGGAGUGUGGCGUAGAAAACAUCAGAAGGGCUGAAUCUCUGAAUGGAAACCCAAUAUUUUUCCAGGCUCUGGCAGACCUGGUCCAAACCCACCUGAAGUCAAACGAGUCCUGUUCCCGUCAGCUCACCCUGCGCUGCCCACUGUGUACCAACCCCACCUGCGGAAAAACCAAGGCCUUCUUCGCUAAUCAGAAAUGACCCUCCUCCUCCUCCUCAACCAUUUUCUAGUGUUGCAAACUGCAGGUAACUAUCCCCCCAAAAAAUGUCCUGGUUUCCCUGAAAUCCUAUUUGAAGGAUUCUGGAUUUCCUACUUAUUUCUUCCUGAUUCCUGGAUUCUUCCAACCGGGAUUUCUAGAAAAGCUGGGAAUUCUGAGAGUCACCUGCCCUCUACCCAUCUGUUACUACAGGACAGAGCACACGUUUCUAAGUAACUACCAGAAGAAGAAGCAGACAAACUAGGGAAGAAGCUGUCAGUCCGCCUCUCAUUAAAGCUAUAAGACAAGUAGAGUUGCACUUAUUUUGUCCCCCUUGCCGCUCGCUCACAUUCCAUCAGUUUUCCAGGGAUUCAACGAUGUCCAUUUCAUCCCUCCCAUCUUUUUCCAAAGAGGAAGAUAAACUGGACUGUAAUCCUUUCUCACCUGGUCCAGUUGGUUUGUACGCCAUGCUCAGGGACAGUGGCAAAGCGUGUCCCCCACCCCAUUCUGGUAUGUCAUCCACAGUGUCUCUUUGAGACCCUCUCUGAAGUCUGGUGGACUGUCCCCUGCUUUGAGACCCUCUCUGAAGUCUGGUGGACUGUCCCCUGCUUUGAGACCUCUAUCUCCUCUGGUCCUCCAGAGGAUCCCUGCUUCCAUCCUUGUAGAGGCACGACUCAUCCAGAGUCGACGCUCUUACCUUUCCCACCCAGUAAUCUCCUCUGACCUCUAAUCUCUUAUAGGGAACCAUAAUCCCUGGUUCCACUUCCACAAAGUGCUGCUGCACAUCUUGCCCCUGCAUGAGUCCCUGUCUCUCCCCGGUCAACCGCUCAUCUCCCUGCUGCAGUGUCCCCCAUCCCUGUCUCUCCCCAGCUGGCCUCUUACCUCCCUGCUGCAGUGUCCCCCAUCCCUGUCUCUCCCCAGCUGGCCUCUUACCUCCCUGCUGCAGUGUCCCCCAUCCCUGUCUCUCCCCAGCUGGCCUCUCACCUCCCUGCUGCAGUGUCCCCCAUCCCUGUCUCUCCCCAGCUGGCCUCUCACCUCCCUGCUGCAGUGUCCCCCAUCCCUGUCUCUCCCCAGCUGGCCUCUCACCUCCCUGCUGCAGUGUCCCCCAUCCCUGUCUCUCCCCAGCUGGCCUCUCACCUCCCUGCUGCAGUGUCCCCCAUCCCUGUCUCUCCCCAGCUGGCCUCUCACCUCCCUGCUGCAGUGUCCCCCAUCCCUGUCUCUCCCCAGCUGGCCUCUCACCUCCCUGCUGCAGUGUCCCCCAUCCCUGUCUCUCCCCGGUCAACCUCUCAUCUCCCUGCUGCAGUGUCCCCCAUCCCUGUCUCUCCCCAGCUGGCCUCUCACCUCCCUGCUGCAGUGUCCCCCAUCCCUGUCUCCCCCCAGCUGGCCUCUCACCUCCCUGCUGCAGUGUCCCCCAUCCCUGUCUCUCCCCAGCUGGCCUCUCACCUCCCUGCUGCAGUGUCCCCCAUCCCUGUCUCUCCCCGGUCAACCUCUCAUCUCCCUGCUGCAGUGUCCCCCAUCCCUGUCUCUCCCCGGCUGGCCUCUCACCUCCCUGCUGCAGUGUCCCCCAUCCCUGUCUCUCCCCGGCUGGCCUCUCACCUCCCUGCUGCAGUGUCCCCCAUCCCUGUCUCUCCCCAGCUGGCCUCUCACCUCCCUGCUGCAGUGUCCCCCAUCCCUGUCUCUCCCCGGCUGGCCUCUCACCUCCCUGCUGCAGUGUCCCCUAUCCCUGUCUCUCCCCGGUCAACCUCUCAUCUCCCUGCUGCAGUGUCCCCCAUCCCUGUCUCUCCCCAGCUGGCCUCUCACCUCCCUGCUGCAGUGUCCCCCAUCCCUGUCUCUCCCCAGCUGGCCUCUCACCUCCCUGCUGCAGUGUCCCCCAUCCCUGUCUCCCCCCAGCUGGCCUCUCACCUCCCUGCUGCAGUGUCCCCCAUCCCUGUCUCUCCCCGGUCAACCUCUCAUCUCCCUGCUGCAGUGCUGCAGUGUCCCCCAUCCCUGUCUCUCCCUGGCUGGCCUCUCACCUCCCUCAGCUCCGAACCUGCUGCCGGUCUAACUAUGGGCUCCAUGGCCUCAUCCAUCUAACCUGAGCUGUGUUAUAGCUGCUGCUGUUUAGACAGACAGACAUAUUCUUAGCGACUAGCAGCGUUGACAUGCUCUCCGUUGUCGGUCCAGCAACUCAGAGUAACAUGACAUAACGUGCCUUUUUACACUUGCUCUUUGAACAUUGAUUCAACUCUGUGCUUUUGAUAUGUAAUUUACUCAAAUGUGAUAAUUUACCAGGGUCGUGUUCAUCAGGGCACACCGUAACUAAACGUUUUUAAAUCAUUUUGCAACCCCCAAAAAAGUACACGAGCGUUUCUUAUUGGACAAGUUGGAGGAGUACCUCUCUGUUUUCAGCCGUUUUCUUCUGUUAUGUGCCUGCUGAACACAAUCCCGAUUUUCUAAUGUAUUUAAGAAGUCAUCUGUAAAUCAUGUUGAAGAAACUUUGAUGUAUACAAAUUGAGGUUUGUUUAUAGAUGUGUGGAUACCAUAGUUUAAUAAGACAUUAUACCAUCUUAUUGUUGAAUAGUCGUUUCUGAUUGGGUUUGAAGAGCAUUUUAGAGCGUACAUUACUUCACUAUAACGCAUGGUAUAUCAGCACGGUUGAAUUCAAUGACUUUCGUUCACUCUUACAUGUUUUUGUUUAAGAUGCUUUUGAAAUCAAAGGUCAAAUUGAGAACAGUAUUGGCCGUGUUGAACUCAAUUUUCAUCAUAGCAAACUAGGACUGAUAGUUUGGUUAGCUAAACUAGCAAAGUCUGUCUGUUUGGUUACCACGGUAACUACUGUAGCUAUCUCGUCAACUUGCUAGCUUCUUCAGUGGACGUUGAACACAAUUUCUACCAGCAAAUGUGUUCAAUUACAACCAUGUUAUCAAAGGGAUAAUCAACUCGGGGCUAUAUGCGUUUUCUGGAAAAUAACCUCCCACGCAGUUGCAUUAAGUCCACUCUGCUAGCACGUCGUGGGAACACGUCGUUAAUUAUUUUCCAUAGAACACACAGCCCUCAUUGAUUAUCCCUUACAUAUAUGAUUUGUGUGUGUGUGUAUAUAUAGUGAAGAGAUGCCGCUUCAUGUUACAUCGUUGUGAUUUUUUUUAAAGGUUUAUUUAUUUCUGUCUGUCAUAAAACACCACCUGCUCUGCUGUUCAAAAUGUGUUAUCUAUUUUUUACUGGAAUACAACAUUAACAACAAGUCUUCCACUACAUCUAAUAAAAUGGACAACAUUAAAAACAUUUUGCAUCAUUU